AUGGUGCGCUUGAUCACGCGUGCAGUCGGUGGGGUGGGAAAUAUCUUGGCAAUGGCGCCAUGGACAGAGACAUCUAAAUGGUUCACGCAGGAGGCCAAACCUGGUCGGGGGAUUUUCUCUGGCAGGCACCCUUCUCUUCUCUGGAAGCUGCUAUGUCGUGGCGCUGACGGAGGACAGGAGCUUUGGCAAGCUGGCGCCCAUUGGAGGCUUCCUCCUCAUGGGCGCAUGGAUAUCCCUGGCACUUUGAUGGACCAGGCUCCCACCCCCAGCAACAUUGCCAUCACCCUCAUGUAA
Messenger RNA from Auxenochlorella protothecoides, 294 nucleotides. RefSeq lists its product as hypothetical. NCBI's taxonomy places the organism in Eukaryota, Viridiplantae, Chlorophyta, Trebouxiophyceae, Chlorellales, Chlorellaceae. The record is from RefSeq and is a predicted model, not a curated record. Bases 1 to 294 code for a protein of 97 amino acids. The transcript has 3 exons.